Messenger RNA from Lactuca saligna, 3056 nucleotides. Lineage: Eukaryota; Viridiplantae; Streptophyta; Magnoliopsida; Asterales; Asteraceae. The record is from the annotation of a GenBank genome assembly.
AUGAUGCAAUGCAGUCCGAAUUGCCCACUUUUCUUUUACAUCGGACAACUUGACGAAACCAACCACAGAUUUAAAUAUUUAAUAGAAUUGCACGUUAGCAGCACCAUCAUCACCACCACCGCCGCCGCUAUCCAACAUGAGUACGGCGCUGCUGACGCCGGCACGUGCAGAGAGUGCUACGAGGAGGCUAGCGAGACUGAGGAGGAACUGAAGCGUGAGAUCGAAGAAUUAAAAUCAAAAGUUAACUUUCUCCGUUUCUGGUCCCCUGUGGACUCCCGCUCCCACCAUUACCACCGAUCUACAACCCCAUGCUUCACCGACGUACUUCUGGUGGCUUUUGAUGAAGAUUCCGGCAAACCUGUGGCCAAUUCUGUUCCUGUUCCAGCCAAUAAGGCCGUUCUGACGAGUCGUUCGCCAGUGUUCCGAGCCAUGCUUGAAACCGAAAUGGAAGAAAGCCUGAGUGGGACCAUCAAAAUAAGCGAUGUAUCUUAUGAUGCUCUGCGUGCAUUUGUGAAUUAUUUGUAUACAGCGGAAGCAUGUCUUGAUGAUGAAAUGGCAUGUGAUCUUUUAGUGUUGGCUGAUAAAUAUGAAGUAAAACAUCUCAAGAUUUACUGUGAGAAAUUCUUGAUUUCAAAACUCAACUGGGAGAGUUCGCUUUUAAGCUAUUCGUUUGCUCAUCAGCAUAAUGCAAACAACUUGCUUGAUGCCUCAUUAUCGAUAAUUUUGGAUAACAUGGAGAAGGUAAGUAAACGUGAAGAAUAUAUGGAGCUUGUGGAGAAAGAUCCACGGAUUGUUGUGGAAAUUUAUGAAGCAUAUUUGUCCAAACAAGUUAAUACCGCUGCUGCUGCUGAUAGCCAUGAAGAUAAGUCCACCUCGACGUCUUCUCCUUUCUCCCCCCGACGUCGUCAGCCUGCGUUUCCUCCGACAAGAGCUUCCCUAAUCUCCGCUUCAAUGGCUAUUAAAGGCAAAAAGUCACAGAAGAAACCAAACAGAAAGGAGAUUGUUUCUGUCAAGAGCAAAAAGAAAAAUGAUAUUCUGAGCGAGUCUGAUAUGGAAGACGAAGAACUGCAACAACAGCAGAGUAUCAAUAGUGAUGAAGGUGGGGAUUCGGGGUCGGAACUUUCGUUGGAUGGGGAUGAUACAUAUGCACGCGAUGUUUUAGGAGGCAACGACGAUGAAGUUAAGGGGUCAGGUUCAGAUUCGGAAUUGGAUUCCGGAUCCGAUUCCGAUCGGGAUCCUCAGGCAGAAUCUGCAGCUAUAGACAGAGAAAGUGCGAUAGUACAACAAGAGGGACAAGAUGAACUACAACUUAAUAUCAAAGAACAACCUGAUGAGUUUCGAUUGCCAACACAGGAGGAACUUGAAGAGGAAGCUCGUGGACCCCCUGAUCUUACUGGUCUCCAACAAAGAAUAAAAGAAAUUGUUAGGAUUCUCUCAAAUUUUAGUUCUUUGAGGCAAGAGGGAGCAACAAGAAAGCAGUAUAUAGAGCAACUUAAGUUGGAUUUAGGAUCAUAUUAUGGCUACAACGAGUACCUUAUUUCUUCAUUUGUGGAGAUGUUUCCACCUGUUGAACUUAUGGAACUAAUUGAAGCUUUUGAAAAGCCUCGACCAAUCACCCUACGUACCAAUACAUUAAAGACACGGAGACGAGACUUGGCUGGUGUUUUGUUGAAUAGAGGUAUCAACUUGGAUCCUUUAAGCAAGUGGUCAAAGGUUGGAUUGGUUGUAUAUGAUCAUCAAGUGCCAUAUGGUGCAACCCCAGAAUAUAUGGCUGGUCAUUACAUGGUGCAAAGUGCAAGCUCUUUUCUACCUGUAAUGGCCCUUGCUCCUCAAGAGAAGGAACGGAUUGUUGAUAUGGCGGCAUCUCCGGGUGGUAAAACCACUUACAUUGCCGCUCUUAUGAAAAACACUGGUAUUAUUUAUGCUAAUGAGAUGAAGGAGAAGAGGCUUAGUAAACUAACAUCUAAUUUACAACGAUUGGGUGUUACAAAUACUGUAGUAUGCAGCUAUGAUGGGAAGGAGCUCCCAAAAGUAUUGGGACAUAACACAGCAGACAGGGUUUUGUUGGAUGCCCCUUGCAGUGGUACUGGGGUUAUAUCUAAAGAUGAAUCUGUCAAAACCUCUAAAAAUGCCAUUGAUGUACAGAACUUCUCACGUCUACAAAAGGAACUAAUACUUGCUGCAAUUGACAUGGUGGAUGCAAAUUCAAAAUCAGGAGGUUAUGUGGUUUACUCCACAUGCUCCUUGAUGGUUGUUGAGAAUGAAGAUGUUAUAGACUAUGCACUGAAGAAGAGGGAUGUGAAACUCGUUCCAUGUGGACUAGAUUUUGGUCGCCCAGGGUUUGUUCGAUUUAGGGAACGCAGAUUUCAUCCAUCAUUGGAAAAGACAAGACGUUUCUAUCCACAUGUCCAUAACAUGGAUGGCUUUUUUGUUGCAAAGUUGAAAAAAAUGAGUAAUUCAAAGGGAGUUCCUGGAACAUAUUCUGAAGUACAAGAAGAAGAGGUGGAAGAAGGUUCUGAAAUCAUGGAAGAAGAAAUUCCUCAACAAAAACAGAAGAAAGAGGUUUUGAGAAAAGAGAAAAAAACCUCAAAUGAUGCUUCUCUUAAAAGAAAAAAACAAGAAGAAAAACCUGCCGCUUUUGAGAAGAGGAAGAAAUAUAAACCUCCUCCUAGAGAAGAGAUCUCAAAAGCCAGGGAAGAGAAGAGAGAAGCUCUAAGAGAAGCAAAGAAGAAAACAAAAUCCUCAAUCAAGAAAAGGUAGACCAGACCCAGGGUAUGAUCUGACUCACCAAAUUUAAUUCUGCCAUGGUCAAAAUUUUGUUCCAAAUUAUAUAUUUAUUUAUUACUUGAUGUUUUAUUUCUUUCUUGUUAUUUAUAUUAUAUUAUAAUAGAAUCUGUAUUGUAUUCGGGUUUUGUUUUUGAUUUAGCCAGGUUAAUUAAAUCAUUUUAGGCGGGCUUGUUAUAGAUUCUAUUAUUGUCCUUGCUUUUUUAUUUAUGCUCUCCAUGCCCCCCUUGUUUCCACAGUGAAUGCUUUUUACCAAGUAUUUAUUUAUUUAG